AUGGUGGCGAGGGAUAAGAAGAUGGGGUUCAAUAGAUCGACUGAUCCGGCUUGGGAAUCGAUACCGCCUCCCGCGAUAGCGAGAAAGAUGGGUCCUGUGGAGUUUAGACCGAACCCACCGACGGCGGCGACGGAGGGGACGGCGUUGACUGGAUCCGAAACGUCGUUUAUAUGGGGCAAGGAUACUGAAUCGACGAAAGUCGAUCCGAUGCUGCCAGCGUCGGCGGUAUUGGGUAGAGUUAGACCCGACCCUCCCGCAUAUAGGGAGGCGAAAUCAUCUUCGACAACAGAAGCUGCUACUAGCGCAGGUUCUGGCAUUAGUUGGUCGGCAACAUCAUCGUCAUCGGAUGGAGAGAAGGCAUCGUGGGCAGCUAAUCCGAGUGAAGCGAGUUGGAAGCCGCCUAGAAUUCGAAUGCAUAUGUCAGAUACACCCGCCUGGCAAGCCCCAGUUGAAUCUAAACAAUGGGCAGAAAAGCAAGCGAAGCCCCCCCGGCUACCGAAAUUUCGAAGCCAUGGUAUUGCGCGGACGGAAAGGGAUGAUUUUGACCAUAGAAUAAGCAAGUGGCCAACCCAAACAUACUCAGCCAUAGACGGAGAACUAGAACCUUGGAACGGGGAGCAGUCCGAACCAAUGGAAUCAGCUACGGAUAAUGGGACUAGUUCUGGAUCUGAGACCAGGGGGUACGAAGAACGAAAACGAUUUCUAUCGGAAUAUGAUGGUCGGCCGAAUUUCAGUAUACAUGGGGACAAUCGUCAUGGCGGAGUAUUUGGUGAUGAUCGCGAAGAAAUAACGGUAUUUAAGAAACCGGCGAGGGUUUUGCCAUAUUCGUCGGCUUCGUCGGAGUUCUUGUAUGGGUACAAUAUUUGCAAGCUGGCUAUGAAGGAGAAGAGGAGGAAGAUCUAUAAGUUAUAUGUUUACACUGGGCUGAUGAGGCAGUCUGGGACGAUUGAGAAAGAGAACCUUUUGAGAAGAAUGGCGGCGGAGAGUAGGAUACAUGUUGAGUCGACGAUGGAUGUGGGUUUGUUGGAUGCUAUGAGCAAAGGGAGGCCGCAUAAUGGAUUUGCAGUCGAAGCGGAGCCAUUAGAGAUCCCGAAGGUUGGACACUUAGUCGCACCCAGUAAGAUGGGGGUAUUUAAUGCUCCAGUUUAUCAAUCACCACAGUAUGUGCAAAUCAAAAUCAAAGGGAAGGACCGGAGACCGUUUGUUUUGGUUCUUGAUGAAGUGCUCGAUGGCGGUAACUUUGGCGCCAUCCUUCGAUCAGCAUACUUCCUCGGCGUCGACGCCGUCUUUAUCGUUUCUAAAAACUCUACACCUGCAACAGCUGUCACAUCACGUUCUUCGGCAGGCGCACUUGAAUGUAUAGAUUACUACGAUGUCGGCCAUCUCUCCUCAUUCAUCUCUCGCUCACAAGACCACGGCUGGAAAUUCUACGGCGCCAUGCCUUCCCCCAGUCAACAAGAUCUCAAAGCUUCAAAAACUGGGCCUAAAAAGUGGUACGACAUGGAAGGUUUAGGAGAUCCUACAUCUCGACAUCCGGUGGCUUUGGUACUUGGUAAUGAAGCGGAAGGGUUACGCCCAUCGAUUCAAAAGAUGAUGGAUGCAUUUGUUACGAUUAGAAGAGCGGAGGAAGUUGAUGUUGUGGUUGAUUCUCUGAAUGUCGGUGUUGCGGCUAGUAUAUUGACGCAUGCGUUCUUGUACCCGGCGGUUAAGGGGGCUGAAUCAGAGUGGGCGAGGGAUAGGAGAACUCAGAGGAGGGAGGUGGUGGCGGCGGCUAAGGAGAAUAUGUUGUUCCAGGUUGAUGAUGGGAAGUAUACGGCUCCCAGGUAUGAGGGGGUUAAUAAAGUGACGGCCGCUACAGCGGGGGCUGGGGUUGGGGCUUUAGGGGGAAAGCCGGCCCUAUGGGCUAGUUCGGAGGAUCAGGAGGUUGAGGAAGAUCCGCUCAAGGGGUGGAAUCCAGAUGAUGAUGUGGAUGAACCAUGGGAGGAGGUGGAAGAGAAUGGGGUUGAUGGGGCAGCUUUGAAAGACAUCCAAGGGGAGCUGGGUUUCAAGGAAGCCCGCAAAGUCUUGAUUUCUGAUAAUGAAACUUCUGAAGAACUUGAAAGGAAGAUGGCCGCAGAAGUUGCAUCUGAGUUUGUUCUUGACAGAUCUGAAAGCAACAAAUCCGACAACUUUAUCGAUACAGAAAAAGUCGAUAUAAUGGAAGAUACGUCAGAGAAAGUUGAACUAUCUACAGCCGAAGAAGAAGGAAUAGAAGAAGUGAAAUCCGAAGCAGAGAUAGAAGCAGAAGAACCCGAAGACGAAAUCUUCUGGGAAGACAUCCAUGGAUCAUUCGAAGAAGAUACCCGAGACCUAGCAGACUUUUCCCUUAAAAAAGAACUCAAGGAGAAAUCUAAGAAGAAAAAGUACGAAUGGGAAGAAAUCAAACCGGAAGAAAUCGACUUUACGGCUGGCCUUGUCGGUCCCCCACCCGUUACUAAACUCCCCGAUGCCCGUCUUAAGCCUAAGGAAAGCCCGGGUGGGGAGUCGGAGGCAAUUCUGACAAGAAAGCUAAAACCGAAUCCUCAAAUACCGAAGAGACUUCAAGAGAUAGCGGCUCAGAAGGGGGUAACUAUAACAGGGACGCCGACUAAAAAGCAAACAAAAAUGUUGAAGAAGGAAUCGAAAAAGUUACAGCAGCAAUUGAGGAAGAAAGUUAGGGAUGAUGCGUCGUCGGUACGGGAGGCGUUACACAAUAAGCAUGAUCCGAAGGUUCUAGUGAAGGUUCACGGGCAGAGUACCAAGAAUAACAGCGAUGUAAAUCAUGAAAGGAGCGAAGAGAGCAAAAAGGAGGCAGAAAAAUUAAAGGGGGAGAAGGAGAAAGAACAGAAGAGAACGGGAGGGAAGGGGAAAGCAGAGAAGAUAAAACAGAAGGGUAAGGAUAAGACGGAUUAUGUGAAAGCGGGGACAUGGAGUGUAUCUGAGAUUAUGCAGUAG
This is a messenger RNA of Orbilia oligospora ATCC 24927, 2973 nucleotides long. RefSeq lists its product as uncharacterized. Gene Ontology annotation, cellular component: mitochondrion. The coding region runs from base 1 to 2973 and encodes 990 amino acids. Lineage: Eukaryota; Fungi; Ascomycota; Orbiliomycetes; Orbiliales; Orbiliaceae. Gene Ontology annotation, molecular function: RNA binding; RNA methyltransferase activity. The record is from RefSeq and is a predicted model, not a curated record. The transcript is spliced from 3 exons. Gene Ontology annotation, biological process: rRNA methylation.